AUGUCGACAUCAUCCUUCCCACCACCAGAGCUCCGCGAGAUACUGAAAGAGGUGGCGACGCUCCUCAAAGACCGCAAGGAGACAGUAUCUGUCGCGGAAACAGCAGCAGGCGGGCUGAUAUCCGCCUCUCUCCUCUCCUUCCCCGGCGCCUCGGGCUUCUACAAGGGCGGCCUGACGCUGUAUACCCUCGAGGCGCGCAAAGCGUUUGUCGGCUGGACCGACGCAGAUACACAGAACUACAAAGGGCCGACGCCAGACAUUGUGACCAAGCUUGCCGAUAACACGAGGAAGGUGCUGGGAAGCACGUACACGGUCAGUGAGAGCGGUACUGCAGGCCCGACGGGCGGGAAUACGCGGAAUAGAACGCCCGGGUAUGUCGCGCUGGCUGUGAGCAAGGAGACUGGGACCGUGACAAGAGAGGUGGAGACGGGGAGUCAGGACCGGGAGGCGAACAUGGUGCGGUUCGCGGUGGAGGGACUGAAGCUGGUGAGGGAUGUUAUCAGGCGGAGUGUGGGUGCGAGUGCUGGCGAGGGAACAAAGGACGAGAGGGCGAAUACAGGUGCGGAUGUGCAGGAGGAGGAGAAUGUGAAGCUUGUACCUGGAGAUCAAGGCGAGAGCGGCGAGGUUGCCGUCGGUGCCCUAGCGAGCUGA
Ascochyta rabiei is the source of this 651-nucleotide messenger RNA. RefSeq lists its product as uncharacterized. Lineage: Eukaryota; Fungi; Ascomycota; Dothideomycetes; Pleosporales; Didymellaceae. The record is from RefSeq and is a predicted model, not a curated record. Bases 1 to 651 code for a protein of 216 amino acids. The transcript is spliced from 2 exons.